UGAAAUCGGCCAUUAUUUAGUCUCGUUCACGAUUUGGAGGGGUCAAAUGGCCGAUUUCUGUUGCCUUUGUAUGUUUAACAAUUACGCUGCACAUGGAUGAAAACUGUAAAGGCGGGCAACCGAUAAAUGAACUUGAACUUGUGUUGUUACAAGCUUUUGUAAACACGCUUUCCAGAAGUAUAUCGAAUUCGAGUUCAAAGUUCAUGGCGGGUUUUCUCGAUGAUGCACUUCCUGGUAUUUUUUACACAGCUCUUUUUAUGGAAGUAAUCUGCCCAAUUUGUCUGUUGAUUAUUAGGUACUGUACACGGUGUUUGUUAGAAGUAUGGUAUGCGCCCAUGUACGUGAGAUUAUGGUGCGGUGUGGCUUUGCAGUCGCCGUACUUUCGUGGGAGGUCAACGCCGUAUUUACUGGACCUCAAGACACAUCUGUCUUGCGGGGAGCCACUGCAACACUGUACUGCAGAAACCCUGAUUACACAGGGCCAGGCAUCACCCAGUGGAGUGAAGGAGGAGUUGUAUUCGCCAAUGAGGGAGGUCGCUUUGGGUCUAAUACUAAAUAUGACAAUUUUGAUGUCAUCACAUCUUCAUCGACGCCAACAACCCUGCUGGAUCUGCGAAUAAACAGGGCUGAAAUCUCAGACGAAGGAACAUAUGAAUGUCAAAUAACGCCAGACAGAAAAACUGCAACGCUGAAAGUUGAAAUUGAAGGAAGUCUGGAUGACAUUUCAUUUGACGGUGAUUCAUCAGGGAAUCCCAUCAUCCUGAGAGCGUUGGAGCCAAGCGUGCUGAGAUGCACAGCCAGGGGCUUCAGACCAGCAGUCACUUUGGAGUGGUACAAGAACAGUGUCCAGAUAACAACAGGCGUCAAUCCAGAGGCACCUACUCCUAACGGAGACACAUUUGACACAUCGGGCACGCUGACAUUUACGCCAACUAGGCAAGACAAUGAAGCCAUCCUAGAAUGCCGAACAACAGGACAGGUGGUCGCCCCAGCCAAAACAGCAUCGCUCACUCUCAAUGUACAAUAUAUACCAGUGGUCUCAGUUGGGUAUGCUAAUGAAGUGAUAACUUGCUCAUCGGAUGCCAACCCACUGGCUAUCAAUCAUAAGAUCAUCCUGAACGGUACUCAGGUUGUGAAGGAACUCACGACCAGCCAAGGAUCUCAUCCAUUCACUCCAGUAGAUGGCUGUACUGCCAUCAGUUGCAAUGCUACAAACACAGUGGGAACAGGAACAGCGACUUUUCUUGAAGAAAUUUGCCCAGCAUACGUCGAACCGCAACCAGUGACAACAGUUCACAUGGAAGUCCAGCCACCCACAAAGUCUCCUGGACAGACUACAGAUUCUUCGAUGAUACCAGAAAUGGUAGUCAUAGCUGGGCCAGCAGUGGCAGUCGUGAUACUUGUUGGCGUUGCUGCCGUUGUUUCUGUGUUACUAUGGAGACGCCGUCGUGGACAGAAACGAACGCAUGCAAAGCGAGAAAUGGGACAAGAUGGCGGAGUUGCCACGGGAAACUUGAAGCAAGAUCCAAAUCUGCACAGCAAAGACCGAAUUAGGCCUACGCCAAGACAAGCUAAACCCGAUCCAUACGAAAUUCCCUUGAACCCGGUAGCCACACACGUGGUUUACGAAUGUGUGGCUGAAAAAGACGCCGUUGUGCAAGCUACAUCUAUACAGGGAGGAGCGUACGGCAACGUAGGACCAAACCUCUCAUUCUCGCGAGAUCUCCUGGAGAUUGGGAAGGAACUGGGGCGUGGCGCGUUUGGGAAGGUGCUGCUUGGCACGGCUCGCGGGAUCAAGGAGGACAGGAAAGUCACAAAGGUUGCUGUCAAGACUCUCAAAGAGGGCGCUGACAGGCAAGCAAGGAUGGAGCUUCUGGCCGAGCUGGAUCUCAUGAAAAAAAUGGGUUCUCAUCCAAACGUCGUCAAGCUACUGGGAUGUUGCAUUGAAAAAGAUCCUGUAUACAUCAUAGUGGAGUACCUUGGAAAGGGUGACCUGAAAAANCAGUAG
This is a messenger RNA of Acanthaster planci (crown-of-thorns starfish), 2008 nucleotides long. RefSeq names its product fibroblast growth factor receptor 1-like. Gene Ontology annotation, biological process: protein phosphorylation; cell surface receptor protein tyrosine kinase signaling pathway; positive regulation of kinase activity. Gene Ontology annotation, molecular function: transmembrane receptor protein tyrosine kinase activity; ATP binding. NCBI's taxonomy places the organism in Eukaryota, Metazoa, Echinodermata, Asteroidea, Valvatida, Acanthasteridae. The record is from RefSeq and is a predicted model, not a curated record. Gene Ontology annotation, cellular component: plasma membrane; signaling receptor complex.